CCCCCGACCGCCGCCCCCCCGGCCGGGCCCAGCGGGCCCGCGACCGCGACCGCGCCGCCCGAGGCAGUCACCGAGGAUGAGCCGCUGCAAAACGAGGCGGACAACCAGGAGAACAUCCUGUCCCAGUUGCUAGGUGACUAUGACAAGGUGAAGGCCGUCUCUGAAGGCUCAAACUGUCAGUGUAAGUGUGUGGUCAGACCUCUGGGCCGUGGGGCAUGCCAAAGGAUUAAUGAAGGCACUUUCAAAGCAGAGGAUUUCUAUACCGUGGAAACCAUCACUUCAGGACCUGACUGCAAGUGUGCCUGCGUGGCUCCACCUUCUGCUCUGAAUCCUUGCGAGGGGGAUUUCAGAUUGAAGAAGCUCCGAGAAGCAGAAAGCAGUGAUCUCAAGCUCUCCUCCAUCAUAGAGAUGCUAGAAAAUGCUUUCUAUGGCUUAGACCUACUCAAGCUGCACUCAGUCACAACAAAGUUGAUAGGCCGAGUGGAAAAACUUGAAGAGGAAGUAUCCAAAAACUUCACUCAAGAAAGCAACCUGGUCAGAGGGAACGUAGAUGAAGUUCUGAGUGAGCGGAACAAGCGGCACAAGGAAAACUGUUCUGACAUCCUCUCCAACAGCCUCCCAGAUAUUGGGAGCUCACUGCAGAGGGACGCUGCAGCUGCAUACACCCACGCUGAGGGAAAAUAUGAAGAAAGAUUCCUGCAAGAUGAAACGAUUUCCCAGCAGAUCAAUUCAGUUGAAUCCUUACAAGAGCUGCAUGCCGCCCCUGAAGAAGAGAAACCAAAGCAACUCCUGCAAAGGAAGCUGCAUGUGGGGAGCAAGAUCCCUUCCAAGCCUACCAUCAUUCGAGGCAUCACUUAUUAUAAGGCCAAGUUCACAGACUCCGAGAAUGACAUUGAGGAACAGGAUGAGUUUUUCAGCGGGGACAACACCGUAGAUUUGCUGAUUGAAGAUCAGCUCUUGAGGCACAAUGACAACAAUUUUCACAGCUUCAAGAGAAAGUCUGCUCCACUGGGAGGGCCACCAGAACUCACAGACAUCGACCCCAUGGUGGGGUACAGCACGCAACCCACCCCUGCCACUGUAGCCCCGGCCACAGCUGCUUUGCCAUUGUCCUCUGAGGUCACAUCCCCCUCCACUCAACCAACACCGCCACUCACCACUGAAAUCCAGAUCCCUACCGUGCCAGAGAACACCACUGUCGAAGCAGCCAUUGCCACAAGCAGGCCAGUAGAUGAGCCGGCCAGUUGGCCAGCAACCACCAGGGCCCAAAUCAGCACACCAGUACCCACCACCUCAGAGAACAUUCACACAACCAACACUGAUCAACCCACAGCUGCUAUCACCACCACCAUGGUCCAAACCUCCAUCACAGCUGAGACUAGCACAGCUGCCACAAUGAGUAAGGAGUCCAGUACUACUGUACAAGUGACUGCCCCUCCAACACCAACCAGCUCUGGGCUUCCUGCAACCCCGAAACAGACCUUGGAGGAAGAAGAUGUGAGGAACAUCAUUGGACGAUGCAAAGACACUCUCUCCACCAUCUCAGGGCCCUUUACCCAGAACACCUAUGGGCGGAACGAAGGGGCUUGGAUGAAGGACCCUUUAGCUAAAGAGGAGCGAAUCUAUGUUACAAACUACUACUAUGGGAACACGCUGGUGGAGUUCCGAAACCUGGAGAAUUUCAAGCAAGGCCGCUGGAGCAACUCCUACAAACUCCCAUACAGUUGGAUUGGAACGGGCCAUGCCGUCUACAAUGGCUCUUUCUAUUACAACCGGGCCUUCACGCGCAACAUCAUUAAGUAUGACCUGAAGCAGAGGUAUGUGGCUGCCUGGGCUAUGCUGCAUGACGUGGCCUAUGAGGAGUCCACGCCGUGGCGGUGGCGGGGCCACUCUGAUGUGGACUUUGCUGUGGAUGAGAAUGGCCUGUGGGUCGUUUACCCAGCCAUUAGCUAUGAUGGCUUCAACCAGGAGGUGAUUGUUCUGAGCAAACUGAAUGCGAUGGACCUGAGCACCCAGAAGGAGACCACAUGGAGGACAGGCCUGAGGAAGAACUUCUAUGGGAACUGCUUCGUCAUCUGUGGUGUCCUUUAUGCUGUGGACAGCUACAACAAGAAGAACGCCAACAUCUCUUAUGCCUUUGACACACACACCAACACGCAGAUCAUCCCCCGGCUACUCUUUGAGAACGAGUACUCCUACACCACCCAGAUAGACUAUAAUCCCAAGGAUCGCCUCCUUUAUGCCUGGGACAAUGGUCACCAAGUCACUUACCAUGUGAUUUUUGCAUACUGAGACAGCAGUGAUGGAGACUCUUAAAGGGCCACUAGCACCUUUUAUUAUUAUUAUAAUUAUUAUUUUGUACAAAUCAAAGAGUAAAUGAUGUUCUUUUUUUUUUUUUAAAGGUGGAUUGUAGAUCAGUCCACAGGCCAGAAUCAACCCCUUUAUUUUUUGGUGUAACCUUGCUUCUGUUUUAUGCUGAGAAUGCUGCCUCUUGUCCCACACAGAAGGAUAUUCCUUUGUUGUCAGUCUGAAUAGGGGUGGCUCCUCCUGGAAAAAGAGAAUCCUAUUUCCUUUAUAAUUGUUCAUGUAAAGGUUGUGAUGGAAAAGGGUGAAACAUGAAUACAGCUACAGUUACUUUUUAAAUAAAAAAUACGUAGUAAAAAUGAAUAAAAAAUAGACUUUUGGCUUAGCACCAAUGUACCCGAGGCAAGGUGCUUGCAAGUCCUUUCCUCUUGGAGAUUGCUAAUACGUUGUCUUAUGUUGGUUCUUGUCUUCGCUGAGUUAGCUUUGUGACCGUUUCGUCACAUUGAUGUGUUUCUCAUUCAUUUUCAGCACUGCCUGGUCCUCCUUGUGAGUGGAGGUCUGGGAGCCAGCAUUGCUAUAAAUCACUUCUCGAAUUCUACGCAAUUACCAUAGGUCUGCUGCUUCCUCUUUGCAAGCUCUGCUCACUUCCUCCCUGUGCCCAGACCAUGCACACAUGUGCAAGAGCAGAGCUCCCAUUAGUGUAGAUUCUUACACACAACCGGAUGGUGCAAUGGAGCACUGCCGGGGUGACCAGAAUGUGUCAAGAGGAGAGCCAGCCUGGUGGGUCUUUCCAGCAGCAGAAGGGAGCUGCACUGUAAAUUUGUAGAUACUUUUUUAACCCCAGACAGACACCCAGUGUUUGCUUUGUCUUGGAUCUGGGCAGAAGCUCAGCUUUGACUCCCGGUCAAAUGCAGGACAGUAAAACCCAAGAGCCAAGCAGUGUUGACACCAUUUGCAGUCACAGGGACUUCCAUCCCUGCUUUGAGGGUGUUGUGUCCUAACAGCUCCCCUCCCCUUUUGGCUGCACUGGGGCACACUGGAAGCCCAGGAGGCUGCUUUGUGAUGAACUUCACUAGAUGAUUUACCUACUGUAGUGUCCCCAGUUCAUGUCCAAGGCUUGCUUCUGGCCUGCGAUGGCCUUUUUCUGUAACCCAUGCCCCAUUCUGCGGACUUGUUAUUGCAAGUCAGCCAUUUUGGAGCCCCUGUACUCUUUAUUGCAUACUUUCAGUAAUAAACAUUCAAGCACCUUUG
This is a messenger RNA of Gavialis gangeticus (Gharial), 3555 nucleotides long. RefSeq names its product olfactomedin like 2B (gene OLFML2B). The annotation marks the transcript as partial. Gene Ontology annotation, biological process: signal transduction. NCBI's taxonomy places the organism in Eukaryota, Metazoa, Chordata, Crocodylia, Gavialidae. The record is from RefSeq and is a predicted model, not a curated record. The transcript has 8 exons.